CCAUUGUCUCGUCAAACUCUCACCUCCCCACGACGGAUCUUCCAAGAGAAACUCUUACUCUCCAACUCCCAUUUCCACCUAACCAAAGGUGACCUGAAUAAUUAUUAGACUCCGAGAAAUCCAAAGCCUCCCUACCAAACCAAAUUUCAGAAGCUGAGGUACUAAGUUGCUUAUGGCUGAUUUAUUGAUGGUGCAGAAAUCUAUUGCCUCACCUGGUCGUGGUAUCCUUGCCAUUGAUGAAUCCAAUGCUACCUGUGGGAAGAGGUUGGCAUCUAUUGGCUUAGAAAAUACUGAGGUUAAUCGCCAGGCAUACAGGCAACUUUUACUCACAACUCCUGGCCUUGGUGAAUAUAUCUCUGGUGCCAUUCUGUUUGAGGAAACACUUUACCAGUCAACAACUGAUGGGAAAAAAUUUGUAGAUUGCUUGCGUAAUGAGCAAAUUGUUCCUGGCAUCAAAGUUGAUAAGGGUUUGGUUCCACUGCCAGGAUCAAACAAUGAAUCUUGGUGCCAAGGCUUGGAUGGACUAGCAUCAAGAUCUGCUGAAUACUACAAGCAGGGUGCUCGCUUUGCUAAGUGGAGAACAGUUGUUAGCAUUCCUUGUGGUCCUUCUGCUCUGGCUGUUAAGGAAGCUGCAUGGGGACUUGCACGUUAUGCUGCUAUUUCGCAGGACAAUGGGCUUGUGCCAAUAGUGGAACCUGAGAUUCUUCUUGAUGGGGACCACCCUAUUGAGAGGACACUUGAAGUGGCAGAGAAGGUCUGGUCAGAAGUCUUUUACUACUUGGCGGAGAACAAUGUCGUAUUUGAGGGAAUCCUACUUAAGCCCAGCAUGGUAACUCCUGGUGCUGAACAUAAAGAGAAGGCUUCCCCAGAGACCAUUGCUAAGUAUACACUUACGAUGCUCAAGAGGAGGGUUCCACCGGCAGUUCCAGGAAUCAUGUUUUUGUCUGGAGGACAGUCUGAGGUUGAAGCAACACUCAACUUAAAUGCAAUGAACCAGAGCCCCAACCCAUGGCAUGUUUCUUUCUCAUAUGCACGUGCAUUGCAGAACACCGUGCUUAAAAAAUGGCAAGGACGUCCUGAGAAUGUUGAAGCUGCACAGAAGGCUCUUUUGGUUCGUGCAAAGGCAAACUCACUGGCUCAACUCGGAAAGUACUCAGCUGAGGGUGAAAGUGAAGAAGCUAGGAAAGGAAUGUUUGUUAAAGGCUAUACCUACUAAUUUGCAAGUACUUCAGCUCAUACCUCUUGACGUUCAGAGAGGUUUGUUUUUCUGUUUUUGACUCUUCCUUGUUAGCUGUGGUGUGGUUGCUGACUGCCAAGGAGACAUUUAUAAUUAUUCAUCAGCUUUAUUUACUUGUUUAUUUUUCCUCCUCCCUAAGAUACAGGGUUUGAAUAAUAAUUCUUGUAAGAUUAGGAUUAAUCAUUAGACUGGUAAACUAAAACCAGCUUGGAGUCAAAUAUAUGUAUUUCAAUCUUCA
Rubroshorea leprosula is the source of this 1475-nucleotide messenger RNA. The record is from the annotation of a GenBank genome assembly. NCBI's taxonomy places the organism in Eukaryota, Viridiplantae, Streptophyta, Magnoliopsida, Malvales, Dipterocarpaceae.